Messenger RNA from Hypoxylon trugodes, 1265 nucleotides. RefSeq lists its product as uncharacterized. Bases 232 to 957 code for a protein of 241 amino acids. The record is from RefSeq and is a predicted model, not a curated record. The transcript has a single exon. Lineage: Eukaryota; Fungi; Ascomycota; Sordariomycetes; Xylariales; Hypoxylaceae.
AAUACCAAAUCAACCAACACCCGAGUGUCAUCAGCCAAACCAUUGAACUUACUUUACACGUCGACCUUCCAUAAAAAGGAUCCCAAGUAACCAUCACUCAUCAACUAGGAAUCAAUCAAUCCCAAGUAACCACUCUCUAUUAAUCAGACAUCGAUUAAUCCCGAGUAACUCUCAACCACCACAUCGGAUAACAACCAGUAACCAUCAAUCAAUUAAUCACCAUCAUCCAAAAUGUCUCGCCGUCGUCAACACGCAACCAUCCCCCCCACCCCCCGACCCAACCCACGCUUCGCGCCGAAGCCAAUCUGGACCCAACCGCGGGAAGUCUACAUCCCAGGCUGGAGCGACACCCGCCCAACCCCACCCCCGGAAUUCCCCUUCGGUCUACCGCGCGAACUAGAAGCGCGUCUCGAACUCGAAGCCGCCGCCGAACGCGCCUUCCAAGCGCGUAUGUCCUACCUCGCCAACUCCCCCGGCGCUCCUCCCUCCCCACCCCCAGCCCCCGGCGCCGUGAUCCGGAAAUCCUUCGUCCGGGGAUGGGUCCCACCACUCCCCCCUCCCCCACCCACAAAAUUCGUCGUCCUGCUACUAGCCAUCACCGCCCUAAUCCAAUCCUGGAAAACGUGGUACGCCGAAAAGAAAGCCCUCGUGGUGCAACGAUACAAACACGAGGCUUUUAUGCUCGAGCGCCGAUGGUGGCUCGCCUUAACCGCAUACCGACAAUCCGUAUGGCUUUUGUACUUCCGCCUCUUGCGCAAGAUCCUAUUCUGGACACUUGUGGCGGUGGUGGUAGCUUGGUUGGCGAAGCUUAAGAUGGACGAGCGCGAGGAGUGGCUCGAGCAGCAGAAGUACGUGUACAAGGAACCCUCGUGGGUUCUUUACCCCGAGCCUGCCGUCUGGUCGGUGGCGAAGCCGCGAUGUGAUUGUGAGUGUGAUUGCACGGCCGUGUGUCCUUAGGGUACUAGAGUGAGUGAGCGAGCAAAAGAAAAGAAAGGGGAGUUAGUUCAUAUGAUGAAUUGGGAAAAAUCUGGAGUUAGGAGACCGGAAAAGUUUGAGCUUGUACUACAAUUUGAUUUCUGUAAGAAGUGUCAGGAAAAAUAUGGAGCUGGACAGGAAAAAGGAGGGCGGCGUUACAGGUUUACUGGCUGACUAUUGAACUGGUCAACACACAUUCUGGGGUUUAGCUAGAUGACUUCUUGUCAGUAAUUUUCAGCCCCUUUGAGUACAAAACCGUCACAGGUUAGCAGUAGCAUAAAAUCAAUUGA